Tetrahymena thermophila SB210 is the source of this 1068-nucleotide messenger RNA. RefSeq names its product zinc-binding dehydrogenase family oxidoreductase. Lineage: Eukaryota; Ciliophora; Oligohymenophorea; Hymenostomatida; Tetrahymenidae. The transcript is spliced from 5 exons. Gene Ontology annotation, molecular function: oxidoreductase activity. The record is from RefSeq and is a predicted model, not a curated record.
AUGGCUCCUAAGUUACCUAAAACCAUGAAGGGUAUAGUCCUUGAAGAAUUUGGUGGUAGUCCUGUUGUAAAGGAACUUCCUAUUCCUAAACCAAGAUACAAUGAAGUCUUAGUUAAAAUCGAAUAUGCUUCUCUUAACCCCAUGGAUUUAUCUUUCAUUAAAGGUUACUACUCUUCAGUUAAGAAAUUACCAGUUACCAUUGGUUUUGAAGGAUGUGGCACUGUUGUUGCUUCUGGAGGUGGAUUCUAUGGAUGGACAUUAGUUGGUAAAAAGGUAGCUAUUUACGUGUAAAGAAGUCCUCAUGGAUGCUUCGCUGAAUAUGCUACUACUAAUGUCUUUUAAGUUUGCCCUGUUCCAGAUGACUGUAGUUUUGAAGAAGCUGCUUCAGGUUUAGUUAACCCAAUGACUGUUGCUUUAAUGCAUAAAAAAACUCUUGAAAGAAAGGUUAAAGCUGUCGUUUCUAAUCCUGCAGCAUCUGCUCUCGGUAGAAUGCUUUAACGUUAUUUCAGACUUCAUGGCAUCCCUGUAAUCAACAUUGUAAGAAGACAAGAAUAACUUGAUAUGUUGAAGAAGGAAGAAAAUGCUGAGUAUGUCUUAAACACAGAAGAUCCUAAUUUCGAAGAAGAUCUUAAAAACCUUUCAGCAAAACUAAAUGCUACUAUUUCAUUCGAUGCAGUUGGUGGCCCUGUUUGUGGUAGAAUUCUAAAAUGCAUGCCUAAUGGCUCAACUGCUUAUGUUUAUGGUAAUUUAUCCAUGAAGAGCAGUGAAGUCACUUAAAAUGACUUAAUUUUCAAGAAGAAAAAAAUAAAAGGUUUCUGGUUAAUUAAUUAAUUAAAAAAAGUUAGUGUACUUGAAGGCUACAGACUUAUUAAAAAAGUUGGUGGUCUCUAUAAAGGUAUAUUAUCAACUAAAUUCACUCAUAAGUAUCCCUUAGAAAAGCUUGAUGACGCUGUUAAGCACUAUCUUAAAAAUAUGUCUGAAGGUAAGAUUUUGCUUACAGCAAAUGUCAAAGAAAUUGAGGAAAUACCUUAUCCUUAUCCUAACAGCCAACCUCAAGCAAGAUUGUGA